This is a messenger RNA of Cajanus cajan (pigeon pea), 1775 nucleotides long. Its product is annotated as protein LNK3. Gene Ontology annotation, biological process: regulation of DNA-templated transcription; circadian rhythm. NCBI's taxonomy places the organism in Eukaryota, Viridiplantae, Streptophyta, Magnoliopsida, Fabales, Fabaceae. The record is from RefSeq and is a predicted model, not a curated record.
CUUUUCUUUUCACACAACUGUCUGUUAUCAGAUUAACACUUAGUGGGUCUGCAUCUUGGUUUAUAUAAUAAUAACUCCUUCUUACAACUAUUUGAGCAAUAUAAUAUGUGCACUUGACCACCCCAAAACCGCAGCACCCUCAGCAGCAUCCUCAGAUUUUCAGCUUCCACAACUCAAAUUCUAGUGAACCAAGUUUUGUUCAUCGCUGACUACUGAAUUCUCCAUCUGGGUUGGUUUGUUUUCAUCAAUCAGAAGCUGGGUUCUCUCUCUUUUCUGUAGCUAAGCCUUAGAAACUAGAAAGAGUAUUUGGCAUGGAGUGGUACUAUGGAUGUGAAAAUAGUGGCUUUCUUGUUCCCAAUGAGCAAGAAAAUUUGGUGGAAAGGCAUCCUUCACCAGAAAGAUGGUCAGAAUGGGGAAUAAGUACACCACCCCAAGAGUGUUUGAUGAUGGACACAAAUGAAACAGAGGAAGAAUUCAAUUUCAUUGAUGAAAGUUUCAACAAUGAAAUUGAGUUUGACCAUUCUAAAUAUGAUAAAGACCAGUCUAGCAGUUCAAGUGUGUGUGGAGGAUUGACUGAUCAAUCUUUUCAGCAAACAGCACUUUCAUGUGAUCAUCAUCAUCAGCCUAAGUAUCAGCUUCAAGACCUAUCAACUUUCGAAUGCACCGAUGACAUUUUCUUGUACAAGCAACUCUAUAAGCAUGAACCUGUUAUUGCAUGGGAUUCUGUACUUGAAGAUUUUCCUUGUGUUGAAAGCCUACACAAAUCUUUCUUUUAUCCUGAAAACCAGUGCAGCAGCAACACAACUGGUGGAGUACAGAAAGAUUUUGCAGCUUCAGAUUUGGUUCCUUGCAACUUGGACUCUAAGGAUUGCCUAGAUAUAGAGGGGCAUGCAGUCAAAGUCUUGGACCCUUUUGAGCAGUCUAAUGGAGAUGACACCAUGCUUGAGCAGUUCUCUCUUGAGGAAUUUACACUGCAAGAUUUUGAGAUGAUAAUUGCACAGUUCACUGAGAAGACUCGUAUUGGUUUUCGAGAUGCCAUGUACCGUCUUGCUAGAAAUACAAAACAACAUGUAGUUGAGGAUCUGGAUGGAGCUCUUAACAAUGAAACCAUGAGGUCUGAGGUCAAGAAACCAAUGGAAUCAGAGACCAACAGAGUUGACAGAGCAGUUGCAAGUCUCAUGUUCAACAAGAUGGAACUUAACAUACUAGAUCUUCCUCUUACAACUCUAGUAAACUUGAAGCAAGAAGUAACCGGAAGUAAAUGUCUUGAAGGAAAAAGAUCAAAAGCCUUUGAUGUGGAACAAGAAUCUCUCUAUACACCCGGAAAAGUUACCCACCAAUGCUGAGGUUCCAAUAUUUGAACCAAAGAACCAAGAAGUCACAGAAUCAUAUUGUCCAUGCAGCUCCUACAAAGAAGUCAUUCAUGCUUGAGUUUGGUUAAGUAAUGUGAUUGUGAGGUGCUUCCUAGUAGCUAAACCAAAAAUAAUAAAAACCAAUUUUCUGUAAUUAUGCAAAGGAAAUUUUGACUAUUUUGGCUUCUGUGAUCUCCAUGUAUAUGUGCUUUUGCACAAGAAUUAUUUGUAUUAUGUAGCUUCUGUCCAAGGGCUAGAUGUAUGCAUUCAGCCCUAUUUUGAUUUUGAUUGGAAUGUAAAUGGUUGAAUUGAUCAACUAGCUAGCAAAGAUGGGGUCAGUGACUCUGUUGAGUAUUCUUAGGUGCUGUACACCUUGAUAUUUUGAUCAACUAGCAGUUAGAAAAGGUGGGGGUUACUUGAGGA